This is a messenger RNA of Varanus komodoensis (Komodo dragon), 1241 nucleotides long. RefSeq names its product RNA binding motif protein 18 (gene RBM18). Lineage: Eukaryota; Metazoa; Chordata; Lepidosauria; Squamata; Varanidae. Gene Ontology annotation, molecular function: RNA binding. Bases 39 to 620 code for a protein of 193 amino acids. The transcript has 5 exons. The record is from RefSeq and is a predicted model, not a curated record.
CCGACUUCUCUGCAUUGUCUGGCCCCGUGUAGGUGCGGAUGGCGGCCGCAGUGCCUCCCACACAGAGCUUGCGCCUGGAGAAUGCGUCCAUUCUGUCUGAGGGGGCCCUGCAGGAUGGACAUCGCCUCUGGAUUGGAAACUUGGACCCCAAGAUCACGGAGUACCACCUCCUCAAGCUUCUCCAGAAGUUCGGCAAGGUGAAGCAAUUUGACUUCCUGUUCCACAAAUCCGGCGCGCUGGAGGGGCAGCCCCGAGGCUACUGCUUCGUGAACUUUGAGACCAAGCAGGAAGCAGAGCAGGCGAUCCAGCGCCUCAACGGCAAGCUCGCCCUCUCCAAGAAGCUGCUGGUACGGUGGGCCCACGCCCAGGUAAAGAGGUACGACCAGAACAAGAACGAGAAGGCCCUUCCCAUCAGCCUGGAGCCCUCGUCCAGCACAGAACCGACCCAGUCCAACCUGAGCGUCAGUACGAAGAUCAAGGCCAUCGAAGCCAAGCUGAAGAUGAUGGCUGAGAACCCGGACGCGGAGCUCCCGCCGGCGGCCCCGUACGCCUACUUCAAGCCGCCCGACAAAAAACGGACUGCCCCGUACUCCAGGGCAGCCUGGAAGUCCAAGAGAUGAUUCCUGGGCGCAGGCGACGCCACCCUGCAGCACCCCCGCCCGAGCCGAGGAGGUCGGUGGGGAAGAGCGGCGGACUGCCUCCCGCAGGGCUCCGUUGGCUCCUUUCGGGGGGCGGCACUCUGGCCUUUGAACACUCGCGUCGUCUCCCAGAUCUCCGAUUGCGCGCGGGGCAGACCCAGCCUAGCGGAAAUGAGCUGCGGCGCCGCUCCGGCAUCCGUACCGUACCUCUCCCAACCCCGGAUGCGUUCCGUAGUGACCCCAGGAGCAACUGUCCAGGCCGGCGAGGCGAGGCGAGGCCGGUCUCGGCCGUCCCGGGGCCGGCUGGGGGUGCAUGCUUCACUGCCUAAGUAUUUCUCCGAGCCCGACGAGACAGCCUGCCUGGAAAACGUCUUUGACCAGCGGCUCCGUGGGAGCUGCUUCAGGGGACCUCCUCGGCCACGGAGCUGCAGGAAGCCGAGCGCUGCGUGCUCAAGGAGCCGGCUCGAAUCUGGGAAUGGGUGGCGUGUGCCCGGGCGACGCUUCGGUGUUGCCACGCCGCCCUUCGGGGCGCGGUUGGGUCUGUGUAUCAAUAUCUUUUUAAGGAAACAGUUGUACAGGAAUAAAGUUACCCAUGCUUUCAAA